This is a messenger RNA of Lycium barbarum (goji berry), 1388 nucleotides long. Its product is annotated as transcription factor bHLH19-like. Gene Ontology annotation, molecular function: protein dimerization activity. The transcript is spliced from 4 exons. The coding region runs from base 214 to 1275 and encodes 353 amino acids. NCBI's taxonomy places the organism in Eukaryota, Viridiplantae, Streptophyta, Magnoliopsida, Solanales, Solanaceae. The record is from RefSeq and is a predicted model, not a curated record.
UUAACAUGAAAAAUUAAUACAUUUCACUCGUGGAAUAUAAUAUAUUCAAUAUAAAAGUGUAACUACCUUUUCACUUUUGUUGAAGACAAGUACCCCUAUAGCUUCUUGUCAAUCAAAGAUUCUCCUCCUACUCCUAAUAAGGUGCAAAUAUAAUACACUAGCAUCGCGACUAAUACAUUGUCCCAAGUUUCAAAUCAUCAACUGCACCAAUUGAUGGACAAUUCAUCGCUAAGAUGGUUUUCAAGAAUGGUAGAAAGUGCCUAUUACUUGAAUGGAAACAAGUCCAUUGACGAUUUCACCGCUCAAAAAUCCACAAUUUCUGAGGAUCGAGAAACUAGAGAACUAUCUCUAUCUCCAGACAGUACUCAUGCUAAUUCUCGUUCUUAUUUCCAUCAAGAAACUAGCAAAAGUAAAGUCUCAAAGAUUGAUUUUUCAAUCAUCACACCUUUGGAAAAUUAUCCAAUUGGUUCCAAGAGACCUGCAAUUGAUCAUCAGCCCAAAUUGAACAAUUACAUCAAUUCUUCAUCUUCACCUCGUUUUCUUUCUUUUAAUAAUAAUAUGGAUUCAUUUCCUAGUCAUCAAGGCUGUAAAAUAGAAGCUGAGGAUGAGAUGUACUUGUGUGAUUCUUCAGAACAGAAACUUUUUCCCUAUCUCAAUUCUAAUACUUGCUAUGAUCAGAAGCAUAGCAGUACAGCCAGGAAAAGAAUUCCUUCAGUAGAUCAAGAACACAUUAUUGCUGAGAGGAAACGCCGAGAAAAACUCAGCCAGAGGUUCGUGGCACUUUCAACCAUUCUUCCAGGUCUUAAAAAGGUGGACAAAGCUUCAAUUCUUGAGCAAGCAAUCAAACAUGUGAAAGAGCUUAAAGAAAAGGUACAACUACUGGAAGAACAGAAAAAGAGUAUGUCCCAGCAGAAAUCAGUUAUGUUUGUGAAUAAAUCUCAGCUGAAAGUGGAAGAAGAUGAGUACUCUUCAUCUGAAGAAAACGAUCAUGGUUCCUCCGGUGGCGAUUUACCGACAGACAUUGAAGUAAGAUUCUCAGAUAAUAAUGUAUUGAUCACAAUAACCUGUGAGAGGCGCAAUGCUUUCGUGCUGAAUAUCCAUAACGAAAUAGAGAAGCUUCAUCUUACCAUUGUUCAAAGCUGUAUGAUGCCUUUUGGAAAACAUGCCAUUGAUGUCACUAUUGUCGCUCAGAUGGAUGACAGUUUCUGUAUGACACUAAAAGAUCUUGCUAAACAUGUCCGAAUGGUUACGGGAAGCCUAAUGACCCAAGAAUAGCCUUUUCUCUGAAGAAAACGUAAAAUAUGUAAUGUAUCAGAACAAUCAGAUAAUCUUGGAGAAGAAAGAUAGUUUGGGGUUUUCCUUCACAUAUUUUGUUUGGUUUAUUUUGC